Haplochromis burtoni (Burton's mouthbrooder) is the source of this 2146-nucleotide messenger RNA. RefSeq names its product sulfotransferase family 2, cytosolic sulfotransferase 3 (gene sult2st3). Lineage: Eukaryota; Metazoa; Chordata; Actinopteri; Cichliformes; Cichlidae. Gene Ontology annotation, molecular function: sulfotransferase activity. Bases 141 to 992 code for a protein of 283 amino acids. The transcript has 7 exons. Gene Ontology annotation, biological process: sulfation. Gene Ontology annotation, cellular component: cytoplasm. The record is from RefSeq and is a predicted model, not a curated record.
CAAGCACUGGGCACGAGGAAAGUAAAUAUUUACUGUUUGAUUUGCAUUUUCGCUUCCUCUGUGAUUUCCCACCGUGCGUGAACGUGGCGGGGAAGUACGACGGUUACUGACAGCUACACUUUCUCUGCAUACUUCGAAAAAUGUCGAUUUCCGAGGAGAUGUACCUGCACUAUCACGGACUGAUUGUGCCCAAGGAAACUCACUCUUAUGAGAGUUUGGAGUUUGCUCAGGGAUUCAAGUUUGAAGACGACGACGUCCUGGCUGUUACCUACCCGAAGUCAGGUACAAUCUGGAUGCAGGAGAUCCUCCCACUGGUGCUGAAUGGGGGGGAUCUGACCCCCAUCCAUACCAUUCCUAACUGGGAGAGAGUCCCAUGGCUGGAAGAGAAACAACUGGCACGGGUGGUGGAUAAGCUGGCAUCUCCACGGGCACUGGUCUCACAUUUUCCCUACAACCUCAUGCCCCCUUCCUUCUGUACCUCCAAAGCAAAGGUGAUCUACGUCAUGAGGAACCCAAAGGACAUCAUGGUGUCUUCAUACUACUUCCACCAGAUGGCUGGCUUCCUUGAGGAUCCAGGAACCUUUGAUGAGUUCAUGGAUAAAUUUCUUGAGGGCAAAGUGAUGUUUGGAAAAUGGACAGACCACGUGAAGAAUUGGAAAAACAGUGAACUGGGAGACAGAAUAAUGUACAUUACAUAUGAAGAAAUGGCUCAGGACCUGCCUGCGGCUCUCAGGCGUAUUUCUGAUUUCCUGGGCUGCAAUCUGACUGAAGAAGUAAUUCAGAAGGUAGCAGAGCAUUGUUCUUUCAAGAGCAUGCAGAACAACAACAUGUCCAACUUCAGUCUGAUCCCCAAGGUGUACUUGGACCAUGACAAAUCUCCUUUCCUAAGAAAAGGCAUUGCUGGAGACUGGAAAAACCACUUCAGCUCAGAGCAACUGACCCGAUUCACCUCUGUGAUUUCCAAAGAGCUGGAAGGCAUCCAAGAGACUUAACAAGAGCACGAGUCAGAAACUUUACGUUCUGCAGAAGCGGUAAAGAAGGACCGAAGGUUGCCGCUAUAAUACUAUAUUACCCUUCCAGGACCUGCAGCUCAGCAAAGCACCCCUUCGACAGCCCAACCCAUCUGUCUCUGAUUGGAUUGUUAAAUUUGUGAUUGACCUGACAUUGACCAAUCAGCUGAAAGGAAGAAGAAUUUGGUCAAAAUUUUUAAGUUUAAUAUAUAGUUUUUUGCUUUGCAUCUGUAACCAGACCUUAAAAAACAAAUUUGUAAUGUGUAAAUAUUUUUUUACAAAUACAAAUCUCUUUUACAUUGACACAAAUUCUCUUCCAUAGAUGCACAAACAUACAAUUUUCAGAUAUUUGGUUUACAGGUUACAAAACUCAGUUCACAACUAUGCUGUCUGAUUUACAAAAUAUUCGUACUUGUAAAAUAUUUAUAAUAAAUAUUUUAAAAUAUUUAUAACCACAAUUUGAGCCCAUAAACUAGUGCCAUGAACUAGUGGUAAAAAACUAAAUUGCCGCAAAAUGACGUCACAUCCGGUUUCGAGCAGGUCAUGACGGACAUGCGAUAGUUCGCGCUGAUGGAUGUAGGAAGUGUUACAAACAGCUGAUCGGAUUGGCAAAGCGUGUUUCUGUAAUAUUAUGUUUUUGUUGCUACAAGUGCUUUUUAUGCAGUUUUUGCAAAGCUAUAUGUAGAAGGAAACUGUGACCUAGGGCAAGCUGAUGGAAUAAGAUGUAAGUACAACUCCUCCGGUUUCAUAUGCAAAAAAAAUUAUUGCGCUAGCUUACGUGGUUGCAGUGCUACCCGGAUUUAAAAAUAGUUAUGUAAAACGGAGCGUGCCCGCUCCAACCGGCUUUAAAGGGUUAAUAUAUAUUGUUUUUUAGUUUGUAAUGCUUAUUGCAUGUUAACCUUGUAUAUGAUUAACUUUUGCCAUCUAGGACCUCCAUAUUCUGGAUCUGCAUGUAUUUGACAUUUAACUGGUACAAUUUUUAAAGUUACUGAGCAUAGCACAUUCACGGCACAGUCCACAUGUUUCUGCUAAUACAAAGUUAUGAUACUGCAAUCUUAAUUAACAUGGAUGUAAUGUUGUAUUUAAUUUGUUGUUGAGAAUUUUAACAAGAAGAUCAAUAAAGUCAUUAACAGUAA